Messenger RNA from Arabidopsis lyrata subsp. lyrata, 781 nucleotides. RefSeq lists its product as uncharacterized. The record is from RefSeq and is a predicted model, not a curated record. NCBI's taxonomy places the organism in Eukaryota, Viridiplantae, Streptophyta, Magnoliopsida, Brassicales, Brassicaceae.
AUUAGCCCUAAUAUUCAGCUCAAGUCGUUUCUAUUAGCAGUUGUCAUAAGAAAAUAAAUACUUCUUUGGAACUGAAAACCCUUAAAAAUCCACAGAAGAAGUAGAGAGAAUCAAUCACCGACCAUGGUUUUCGCUUGGUGCGGGUCAGCAUCUAAGUUUGCUCCUUCCGUUUGUGGUCGAGUCCGAUCUAUCUCCGCCGUCGUGAACCGCUCGAAUCUAGCUCGCAACUCAUCUCCGCUGCAUCCCUUGGUCUCUCGUGGCUGUCUUUACUCAACGGCUAUUGAUCGGCAGAGCUCCAACCAAAUUAAAUUUGACAUAUAAUUAUUAUUCUUCUUCCCGGAUGAUGAGCCGACUCCAGGAAUAAACCCGUACACAAUUGAAGAUAAUGGAGGUAAGACUGUGAAAUUGACUAGAGACUAUCAAGGGGAACAUAUUAUAGUUGUAGCAGGCAUGCCCUAUGAUUAUGAAGAUUUUGGAUUUGUUUUUCCACUAACUGUGAAUUAUACCAAGAAGAUCAGUGGACUCCGCCUCAAGUUUAAUUAGGUGCACGGUUAUUGAUCAUGGUUCUUCCAUGCCUGAUGAUUAAUUGAUCGGGGGAAUUAUUGGGAGGAUCAACGGCUGUGUGAUUUAAACAAGGAUUACAGACACAGUUAUUUGUGUGCAAUAUUUGAUUACAGCGCAAAAUUUUCCUUGUACAACUACAUGACCACGGACACCCGAAAGUACGUGUUAUGGUUGAAAGAUGUGAAGAAGUUUUUGGAGGAAUGAAAGGUUAAUUUCG